Molecule: messenger RNA, 2580 nt
Organism: Setaria italica (foxtail millet)
Lineage: Eukaryota; Viridiplantae; Streptophyta; Magnoliopsida; Poales; Poaceae
Product: 2-hydroxymuconate semialdehyde hydrolase
Exons: 4
Coding region: 242-1255 (337 amino acids)
Molecular function (GO): catalytic activity
Source: RefSeq, a predicted model, not a curated record
ACUCAGAAAUCAGAACCGAGUGAGUAGUGACGUUGCACACGCAUCCGGACAGAUUGUUCUUUGCUUCGACGUCACCGCAGUCGAUGUCGAUGAGACGGUGGCCAGCUGCACCGCCCUGUCUGCCGCAUCAGCAUCUAAUCUAACCAGCCGCUUUUCUCCGCUUGCACUUCCACGUGCCCCCGCCGGUCAAGAAGCCGUGACGCGAACGCGACCGUCUCCGAGCCACCGCUCUCUCGCCGCCAUGGGCUUCAGCAUCCUCCCGCUGAUGGAAUUCAUCGCGCGCCGCGCGUUCCUCGGCGCUGGCCUCCAGCCCCACACCGCCGCUCUCCCGUCCGACGACGGCAGCGAUGGCGGGCAACCGCGCACCGUCAUCCACUACUGGGCGCCCCCGGGGGAGCCGCGCCUCCCGCCGCUGCUGCUCAUCCACGGCUUCGGGCCCAUGGCCACGUGGCAGUGGCGCCGGCAGGUGGGCCCUCUGUCCCGCCACUUCCACGUCAUCGUCCCGGACCUCCUCGGCUUCGGCGCCUCCUCCCGCGGCUCCCCGGCGGCGCCCUCUGAGUUGGCGCAGGCCGCCGCGCUCGCCGCGCUACUGGACGCGCUCCCGGGCCUCACCGCGGACGCGCGCGUCGCCGCGAUCGGCACCAGCUACGGCGGCUUCGUGGCCUACGCCCUGGCGCGCGCAGCGGGACCCGGCAGGGUCGGCCCCGUGGUGAUGUCCAACUCCGACCUGCUCAAGACCGCCGAGGACGACAGGGCGCUCCUCGAGCGCGCUGGCGGCGGGCUCGCGCGCACGGCCGACCUGCUCAUGCCGCUGGACGCGCGCGGCGCGCGGCGGCUCAUGGAGCUCUCCUUCUACCGGAGGCAGGCCAUUACCUUGCUGCCGGACUUCGUGCUCCGACAGGCCGUGCAGCAACUUUUUAUGGAUAAAAGGGAUGGGAAGAUUGAGCUGAUGAAGGCUAUAACUGUUGGCACAGACGAGUUCAAGUUGACACCAUUGCCUCAGGACGUUUUGCUCAUCUGGGGUGACCAUGAUCAGAUAUUUCCCUUGGAAAAGGCCUUUGCUGUCAAGAGGUGGUGGAGUGCCGAAGGUGACGUUCUUGGUCUUUGUGAUGUUGCCGUGACGAUCCUCCUCGAAGCGCGACAAGAUUUUUUCCUUGCAUCGCUCCAAUUAUUGUACCGCAUCUUCUACAAUUCUUUAGCUCUUCUUCAAGAGCCUUGUGUUCGUCGGCUGCAAUAUUUUUUAGAUCCAACCUGACAAUAUUGGACUCACUAAUCAUAGAAUUAUCUUUUCUUCUCCAACAAAGUCGUUAAAAUGUGUUUGUUCGUGUGUUGGAUCGAUUUUAGCGCCAACGACUUGUCAAAUGUACUGCUCCACCCUUGCUUACAUUGCUCGCACCUGGGAGCACGCUCUGGUUCCUCUUAAGUCCCGCCUUCGCAAGCUCCUCCGCGUCGGCCCCUACCUCGAGCACGUUCGGGAGCGUCUACCGCGAGCAUCGUCCCCUAUUUGGGCAAGCUCCUGCUCCAUCUUCAUCGCCACCGCCGGCAUUAGCUGGAGCGGGCCCAUCGUCGGAAGUGGGCGCAGUCGCCGGAAUCGAGUGCCGCGUCGCCGUAAGUGGGCGCAGUCGCCUGGGUCGAGCGCCGCAGCCGCCGGGAUCGAGAGCUGCGGCCGCUUGGAGCAGGCCGCGCCGCCGGCGAUCGAGCGUCGCAGCCGCCUUGAGCAGGCCGCGCCGCCGAGAUCGAGAGCCGCGGCCGCUUGGAGCAGGCCGCGCCGCCGGGGAUCGAGCGUCGCAGCCGCCUUGAGCAGGCAGCGCCGCGGGGAUCGAGCGUCCCAGCCACCUGGAGCCGCGUGCCGGGGGGACCAGGCUCUGCAGGGAGGGGCGCGCGAGGAGCGAGGCGCACUGCAGGGAUUGGGCUCCGCCCGCCAGGAGUUGAGCUGCAGGUGUCGCUCGUUUCUAUUCUGAAAUUGCAGAGGGUUCAAUUCAACCCCGUUCCCCCACAGCAAGUCUGCUGCUGGCUAAAGCUUAUGGACUGGCCUAGAUGCACUACUCCAGAAGAGGCUCAGAUAUGAGAGUGCGCCUCUAGAAUAAUGUCUGUGCUUACCUGCGUGAUUGAAAGCAUGGGCUCAUCCUGUAGUAGACCUCAUUCCUUAAACGAGGCUGAAGCAGCUGAAAAUGCAAGGGUAACUUGUCGUAUAGACCAAGUAAAUGCUAUUAGUAGGUUUUGAUUUUGAGCUGGUUAGCACUAAGCAACUGCAUUUGAUUCCUUCUGGUACUCAUGGUGUGUGUGUACAGUCUGCUGACAUCGACCGGCAGAUUUUGCAACAGACAAAGGCAGAGCAACACAUCCACAAGCUCUUACUUCUCGGUAAUGCCAACUUACUUGAACUGAAGAGGUAUUUUGUCAUGUGAAGUACUCCUAUCUGUUGUUGUGUAGACUUUUGUCUCGAUAGUUUGCUGGCUGAACCAAAAGAGCUAUCUCUAUAGUUUCUCCCUAGUCAAUUGUCUUUGUGUAUCAUUCAGACUUGUAAAUGCUAUCUUUGCAUGCUGGUCAUCAAUAAAUUUCUUUGCCUGUCUGUCUUUC